GCGAACAAAAUGGGAACAGAACGAAAAAGAAACAGUUUAAGAAUCAAAGGUUGUAAAAAAUAAUCGGGAAUCAAACGAAUAUGUGGAUUUGGCGCGUCAAGUAUUGCAGUAAUUCUGCGGGUAGACACAAUUUCGCCAAUGUGUCGCCAAUCGUUAGACUUGCACAACAAUGCCAAAACAUUCGGUCAAUAUUAGUAUAUUAGAGGAAGUAUAUACUCUGCAUUUUCUUACCACAUGUGCACGAAGAUCGAAAAUUGAAAAAUUAUUAUUAAACGUAAGAAAAGAUUUUUAAUUAAAGCUUAUUUAUUUCACUGACUCUUUUACUAGUGGAUAUUUCAGUUAUUAAAAAUGCCAGCUGACAAUGAUAAGGCAAAUUUACUACUUAAUGACGUUUUAAAUGAAUUUGUUGAUGGUAUUGCAAAUGAAGAUGAAGAGUUACAAGGAACGACUAUCAAAAGCUAUAAAUUGUCUAAUAAUUUUGAAAAGAAAAAUGUAGAUUCAAGAGAAAGUUUGGAGGAAGAAAAGUCUGCAACAGAAGUACCAGCAGUUGGAUUUUUCAGCUUGUUUAGGUACUCAAGUGUUGGUGAUAGUGUCUUGAUGGUCUUUGCUGCUGUUAUUGCUGUAAUUUCUGGCGCAUGGUCUCCUGCAGAAACUAUAAUUUUUGGAAAAGUUAUUGACAGAUUGGUUGAUUAUGAUACAACAAAGCAAAACCAUUCUAAAGUCAAUAUGUAAGGAACAUUUAUUUGUGCCUUUCGCUUUGAAGUACUUUUAAUCUUUCAAAAAUGAAUAAUGCAAUGGAUUUCCGAGUGCAUUUGGUGUAUUAUUAUGUCUUCUAAAGUUACAUUCUUAAAAGUUUUUCGAUAGUGUUUCUCUUUCUAAUUGCAUUACGUAGUAUAGUGUGACUGCAAAUGGUGUGUUACAAAAUUUUUAAUCUAGUAAUUGCGGAAUAUGACAGAUUAUCAAAUAUCAUCAAAUAGAGAACAUGUCAUUAAUGAUUUCCUCAAUUAAUAUAGUAGGAAUUAUGGCGUUAACCUGUAGAGCAAGCAUGUCAAACUCGCGGUUCGCGCGGCACAUAUGGCCCUUGACUUAUUUUUCUGCGGCCCUUCGUUCAUUCCGAGAAAAUAACAACAUGUAAGUCUGCUCUUGAGAUGGUCUCCUUGCAAAACGUACUUUUCCAAGCGAUAUUGAGAAACUGAUAAUCUAUUUACAGUGCGCUAGAAAGAAGGAGCACACAGACUUGGCAUUGCUGAAGGCAGUCUUAACACGAUUAAUUGCCCCUACCGAAGAAGUCUUCCAAGUGGGCAUGACCCAAGGAACAAUUUUUGCCUCACAAGUCUGCGAAAUAUAAGUACAAAGCCAAUGAUGAACGACAAGCAUCCAUCUAAAAGGAAACUCAAGCACAUGUACAUGUCAAACAUCGACCGUUCCCCAGCCUUGAGCAAGUGGAGCCAAACCUCCAAAGACAACUUUCGAUAUCUGACAAUAUAAUGUCCCCACAACAAGGGUCAGACAAGACAGUUCAUGCCGAGCCUGAAAUUACCAUCGAAUAAACGACGGUUCUAGUCUUGUGAAGACAAUUAAUUUUUCCCCAGAAGUCGAGACUGUCUAGGUACAGACCUAGCCAGAUCGCUAGGAUUGCUCCCGGUCGACCCCCGAGGGGGCAUUCGAGCACAGUUAGCCCAGGCAAGCCUGGUUACCAGCGGGGCCACGAGGAGACCUAUUUCGGAUUAGAGCAGUGAGAUUCUAUAUAUUGCGCUUCGCUGCUCCUUAGCUAUUCCUCGCUUUCAGAAGAGACCAACCUUAAACAACCGGGUCUCCUCCUAAAACAUUGGUCGGUUCCGGAUAUUCAACCCAGCCCCCCAUUGAGGAUAGCUUCCUCCGCCAUAGUCUAUAGAAUUAACAGAAACACAGUGGACUCUAAAGCGAAAAUUCAGGGUAUCCUUGAAAUUUACGAAUACUCGCCUGCAUGCUUCCAAAACACCAAAAAUUUUGUAUUCUACGUGAUUUCCAUUUUCGGUUAGUAAGGUGCAGCUUUUCUCACAUAUGAAAAGGAACAAGUCUCCAAUGAGAUACAGGCUAACAUUCAUCUGACCUCUUUUCUGAAGGCUGCUAGUGCAAGCAGCGUGUCUCCGAACAUCUUAAAGUUGGUUAUAGGAAAAAGGUGUCAGAUAUCGGGAAGGAAGCAAUAGGUAUCUAUCUGCUAUUCGGGUUUUCUUAAGUUCCUUCUUCGUUUUUAAAGAACUACAUUAGAUAAGGUUUACUUUUACAUUAAAAAAAAAUGGCCUUUUCUUUCUUUCGGCCCAUACUACUGUACAUCUAUGACUAUUUGGCCGUUUGCGAUACUGAUUUUGUCCAUGUAGAGGUUAUAAUGCGCCAAACUAAUGGUGAAUGUAUUCCAUAUUGUACAAGUAAACAGCGCAGUUAUAAAAACCAACUAAAUGGUAUUUUGAUGAACAUAUAUAGAAACGCUGAUUUAUAAACGAAUGAAAAACAAAAGCUCAGUAUAUAAAAAUCAAUUAAAAUCUCAUAAAAGAUGAGUACAGGUAUAAAAUGUCUAUAUGUAAAAGAUUUUAAAUGCACCAUAUAAUUGAAUUAAAUGAUUUUAAAAUCAAUUCAAAUAUAAUAAUAAAAAUCAGAGUUUCUUCAAAACUGGAGUAGGUUCAAACUGAUGUUAUUUGUUCCAAUCAGGUGGUCAAGACUUACAUAAUAAUAGAAUCUAUCAAAAUAGGGACACUCCACUAAAUAUAUUUUCUCCAUAGACUUGCAUCACAAUUUGAGAAAAAAAGUUAAAUUUCGGUUUUCAGUAAAUAAUUAUGAGUAAUUUGAGGGUGACAAAUACUAAGGCGAGUUAAAAGAAUCUUCUGCCGAUUCCUAGUCGUCUUCCAGUACUUCAUUUUAAGAUUUAAGUUCCUCAAUUAGUUAUUCAGCUACCACCCCAGAGUUUAGUACUCAUAUCCACACGCAAUUAUUUCUAGGUUUUUAUGUAUUUAGAUUUUCAUUUAUUAUGUAAUUGCGUGGCAUUUUCGAAUUUAUGUGUAUGUCUAUAUCUAUGUGUUAAAUUAGUUCGGUCUGUAUGAAUGAACAUGUCGCAAAUAUAUGCUAAUAUCUAUGUGUAUUCAUUAUCUAUGUAUUCAGUACCCAGGUAAUGCUGUAUUUAGUACUCAUGUGCACAAGUAAUUAAUUCUUAGGUACUUAUGUAUUAAGAAAAUUAUUUAUUAUGUAUUUAAGUGGCACUUAAGUAUUUAUGCAUUUAUGUGUGUAUUUAUGUGUUUAAUUAGGUUGGUUCGUACGAAAGAACAUGUCGCAAAUGAAUGCAAAUAUUUAUGCAUUCAGUCUCCAGGUUACGUCGUAUUUAGCACUCAUGUGCACACGUAAUCAGUUCUCAGGUUUUUUAUGUAUCUAGGUUAUUAUUUAUUAUGUUUUAAGUGUAUUUAUGUAUUUAUGUAUGUAUUUAUGUGCGUAAUUAGGUCGGUCUGUAAUGAAUGAACAUGUUGCAAAAGUAUGCUAACAUUUAUGUAUUCAGUAUCCAAGUCACGUUGCAUUUAGUACUCAUGUGCACGCCUAUUAAGUUCUCGGGUACUUAUGUAUUUAGGCAUUUACUUAUUAUGUAUUAAGAGGCAUUUACGUAUGUAUGUAUCUAUGUGUGUAUACAUGCGUUUAAUUGGGUCGGGUUGUAUGUAUGAACAUGUCGAAAAAGUAUGUUAAUAUUUAUGUAUUCAGUAUCCAGGUAACGUUGUAUAUAGUACUCAUAUGCACACGUAAUUUGUCCCCAAGUGUUUAUGUAUUUAGGCAUUCAUUUAUUAUGUAUUAACGCGGCAAUCACGUAAUUAUGUGUGUAUUUAUGUGUGUACCUAUGUGUUAAAUUACUUUGGUCUGUAUGCAGGGGCGUAGCUAGAGGGGGCCAAGGGGGGCAUCUGUCCCCGGGCGCAGAAUCCAAGGGGCGCCAAACUGAUGUUAGGACAUUUUAAAAUUAAAUGUUUUCCAUCCUUGGCAAGCAGUAGGGGGCGCGAAAUCUUCAGUUGUCCCUGGGCGCUGAAAACCCUAGCUACGACUCUGUCUGUAUGCAUGACCAUGUCGCAAAUGUAUGCUUAUAUCUAAGUAUUCAGUUUUCAGGUAACGUCGUAUUUAAUACUCAUAUGCACACGUACUUAGUUCUCAGGUAUUUAAGUAUUUAGGAAUCUUUUUAUAAUGUACUUAAGUGGUUUUUUUGUAUUUAUGUAUCUACGCGUGUAUUUAUGUGCUUAAUUAGGUCGGUCUUAUGAAUGAACAUAUCGCAAAUGUAGCUAACACUUAUGUAUUCAGUAUACAGGUAACGUUGUAUUUAGUACUUAUGUGCACACGCAAUUAGUUCUCAAGUAUUUAUGUAUUUGGGUAUUUACUUGUUACGUAUUAAGUGGCAUCUAUGUAUGUAUUUAUGUGUUUAAUUAGGUCGGUUGUAUGAAAGAACACGUCGCAAUGUCUGCACAAUGAUAUCAAACGAAUGUAUUACUGCCCUUGUUCGGCCAUGUAAACUUUUUAUUGGAGUUCAAUAUACGCUGGGCCCGGACACUUUGGACGGGAGUCCACCCUUUUGGCAUUUGGUCGGCAGGACUGCUGACGGUCCGGUCCGGGCGUUGGGACAGGGCGUCCUUUUCGAGGCUCGCGUGUGGCCCCUCAAGCCGGACUCUAGAUAAGGGAGGACGUGGCGCUAUACCAAUACGGGUGGCUAAAACCCGCCGGGAACUGAAGAAAUUCAACCAAUCAGAAUAAGCUACCGCCGGAGACUGUUUUUGGCGACCAAUUUUUAUGCCAGCAAUUGAAGGGUUUGUUUUGGAUUUAUUUUCCGCUCAUAUUCCUCUUUUCGUAUCUUUUGAUUACGUCUUUUUCGCAUCAAUUUAUAAUAGUUUUCUAACUUUUAUUGCUAUAAAAGACAAUGUAGUGAAUACGAAAAAUUCGGUGGAUUAUCACGUGAAAUGUGUAAUAAAAUUUCUAGCUUGUUCCCGCAAAAAAAGGUGUACGGUGUUGUAUCGCAAAAGUUUUAUGCUAAAUUGUACAUUUCACUUUAUUUUGUGGCACUGAAAAUUACAGAAAGAAUUUAUUUUUUGAUCAUCAAGAAAAAAAUGCACAUGAAAAAGGCUUAUUAAUUUGGCCUGUGCAGAAGAUGUGUUGCUUUUUUCUUUUUAAUAUUUAUAUAUAUAUAUAUAUAUAUAUUCUUAAUAUAUAUAUAUAUAUAUAAGUAUUUAUUAGGUACUCAAAUUUAGCCAACAAAGCCACAUGCAGAACCUAUAUAUAUAUAUGUAUUAAAAGAUUCCUAAAUAAUAAUAAAUAAUUUGAUUGAACUUUUUCUAAAAUGCAUUGCGUUUUUGUGUGAUAUUUGAUUUUUAAGAAAUGUAGCA
This is a messenger RNA of Stegodyphus dumicola, 5375 nucleotides long. RefSeq names its product ATP-dependent translocase ABCB1-like. Lineage: Eukaryota; Metazoa; Arthropoda; Arachnida; Araneae; Eresidae. Gene Ontology annotation, cellular component: mitochondrial inner membrane. The record is from RefSeq and is a predicted model, not a curated record. Gene Ontology annotation, molecular function: ATP hydrolysis activity; ABC-type oligopeptide transporter activity; ATP binding. Gene Ontology annotation, biological process: oligopeptide export from mitochondrion.